Molecule: messenger RNA, 3321 nt
Organism: Vicugna pacos (alpaca)
Lineage: Eukaryota; Metazoa; Chordata; Mammalia; Artiodactyla; Camelidae
Gene: FAM219A
Product: family with sequence similarity 219 member A
Source: RefSeq, a predicted model, not a curated record
GUCGGCGUCCCUGGCCGCGCCCGGCCCCCGGCCCGCUCGCCUGCCGGCACCAUGAUGGAGGAGAUCGACCGGUUCCAGGUGCCCACCGCGCACUCGGAGAUGCAGCCGCUGGACCCAGCCGCCGCCUCUAUCUCAGACGGAGACUGUGACGCCCGGGAGGGUGAGUCAGUAGCCAUGAAUUACAAACCAUCCCCGCUCCAAGUGAAGCUGGAGAAGCAGAGGGAGCUGGCCCGGAAGGGCUCGCUGAAGAACGGCAGCAUGGGCAGCCCCGUCAACCAGCAGCCCAAGAAGAACAAUGUCAUGGCCCGGACAAGGCUGGUCGUCCCCAAUAAAGGCUACUCCUCGCUUGACCAGAGCCCAGACGAGAAGCCCCUGGUAGCCCUUGACACGGACAGUGAUGAUGACUUUGACAUGUCCAGAUAUUCCUCCUCUGGCUACUCCUCUGCUGAGCAGAUCAACCAAGAUUUGAACAUCCAGCUGCUGAAGGACGGCUACCGGUUAGACGAGAUCCCUGACGACGAGGACCUGGACCUCAUUCCCCCCAAGUCCGUGAACCCCACCUGCAUGUGCUGCCAGGCCACGUCCUCCACCGCCUGCCACAUUCAGUAGCGGGCGGGGCCGCUGCGGCCGCCGGGGUGGGGCCGCCAGGGGCCAGGUUGGACCGGGCAGGGGCCAACCCCUCCCCAGCUCGUCUGCCUGCCCCUGGCCCCCGCGCCCCCUGGAGUCGCCAACCUCGUAACAGUCAUUGCUUCCUCCUAUGGUAGGACGUGUACCUCUGUGUGUUCAUGGAGCCGGAGAAACCAAGACCGGGUCUCUCUCCACCCCGGGGAGGGGGGUGGGGUGCUGAGGAGGGGAGGGGGCUGUUUGUUCAGUUACUUGGGGGGAUCCCGCCCAGCAACCUGCCCCCUCCCCAAAGCUGCAGUCCGAUGGGGAAAAGCGGUGACCAGACUGCAAGGAGGUCAACAGUAACAAGUAGGGGGAGGGAGCACAAAGCCAGGGGUUUGGCCCCACCCCAGCGAAGCCAUGAACCCCCCCAGCCCCAGCCUAACAAGGGAAGGAGCUAGGAGGGAGAAAGGCCCAGAGCAGUAGGGGCGGGGCCCAGCCCCCUCCACAUGCCCCUCUGCUGGCCCAUGUACCAUCUGUGUUUCUUCUCUCAUCUCCAGAUGGAAAGCCUGGCAAAGCUGCCCAGUGGGAUAUUGCCCCCCACCCAUCAGAUCACUGCCUUCUCCCAGCUCUUUGCCCUAUUCACCCCCUUCCUUGCUCUCUGGGUUGUGUGGAGGGUGUGGUGGGCCUUAAAGACAGGCCAGAGUUUAGGUUGGUAUGAUCUGUCCUCACCUGCCCCUAAUACCUCUAUCUCUCUGGGCCCCCCACCCCCUGACACACACUUCUGUUCUGUUCAUUGGUAUCUGUCCCAGGCUGGAAGCAGGAGGUAAGGCUGGCCUCGAAUGCCCCAUUCCCGUCUCACUCCAGCCCAAAAUCCUGGAGGCUGCUUCCCAGUAAGAAUCUUCAAGGAAGCCAGCUUAGGAGAAUACAGUGACUGCAUGUGUAUGGUAGGGACAGCUUGGCAGAAUGUGUGUGUGCCUGAGGCUGUCAGGGUGUGUGUCUGUCUCUCUGCACUGGGCCUGUCUCUCCAGAUGUCUGGGGUGUCCAUGGUGGGGAAGUGACUGUGUGGCCUGUUAACAGUGUGAGAGGCUGUUCAGUAGUGCAGGGGACUAGGGGUCAGAGGGCUGGGUUCUGGCCCUGGCUCUGGCACUCUCCCCGUUAUCUCCAACAAGACAAUUAAUGUUCUCUGGGCUUCAGCUUCCUCAACUGUACAAUGAACCGCAUCUGAAAUUAUUUUUAAGGUCCUUUCAAACCUGAAGGAAUUUCUUCACAGGAAUUUCUGUGGAGGUGGAAAGGGAGGUCUGUGUGUCUUUGGGGGCUUCCUGAGCUGCAUGUCUGUGUGGAAAGGAGAGGGGGCGGCUCCUGUCGGACCUGCGUAUGUCUGAAUACCCGCAGAUCUUUGGGGGAACCCGUGUGUGUGUCUGUGAAUGUGUAUGUGUGUGUGGAUAUAUAUUGUGUGUGUGUGGCUGUGUGGGGUGUCUAUGAGUCAGAAUGUGUUUACUGCUGCUUCUUCUGCUGUUGCUGGUUGGUGGCAGGGGCGGGAGUAGUUGCCAGAAAAGCUGAGGAUGAAAAUCAACAGGGAAGAGGUGACCAAGGCCCUCCCCUGGGACGGCAAUAUCGACCUGCACCACACGCAAAGAAACGCAGAAGCACAGAUAGCCUCCGCCUCUUCAGGUCCAUGUCCCACGAACCCCGUACUCCAGGGCCAUUCUUCCAUGCUGACCCCCGACACUGGCUGGUGUAUCCACUGUAAUAUACACCACUCAUAUGCUACAAGCAUAUGCAGGACAUGGCCACGGCCGACUCCCCUGGGAGGUGGGAGUUGGAAGGGGGAGAGGACAGUGAGAAGAAAGCGUAAGGCUGCUGGCUUAGGAAGGGUAGCACUCUCCCUGCACCACACCCAGGGCCUGCCAGCUCUGCUGUAUUGAGGUGCAGCUCUGCACCCUCAACUCCUCCAAGCCACCCCUACCUCCUCUAGUGCAGGGACCCUGGUGAGAUGAUGACAACAUGCCAGAGGGAGGCAAGGACACAGAAGGCAUCUACAAGGCCCAUGCUGGCCCCCAUCAGAGCCUAUUUCUCCCACCCUGGUCAGCACACCCACCCCCGGUCAUCUGGGCCCCAGAGCCAAGCUUCCUAUUACUACCACCACCACCCUAGUCUCCUCAACUCACUCUUCGAGAACAUGGUACCUCCUCUCUUCCCGGAAGAGCUCUCACCAGGGCUUAUUUAGACUCCUGCCUUUGCUGCUGACCUGCUGUAUGUCUCUGGCCCACUGCUCAACCUCUCUGGCCCUGAGGAACAUAGGAAAGGCUCCCUCCCCAGAAGAUAUACCUAGUUCUCUGGCAGGCAUGGGCUUCCAACUAAGGCAGUGAGAGUGGUGGAGAGAGGUAGGAAGCUGGCAGCCAGCACCUUCUGGGUCUAGGGAGAGUGCAUGGUUCCCUCCUCCCUGCCUGGGAGGUUGGAGGGGAGGAAUCGAGGCCUUAGUGUGCCCCCUGUCACCUUCCCCCUUGUAGAUACUGCCUUAACACUCCCUCUACCCUCAGCUCUGGCGGCCACCCAGCCAGGUUUCUCCGCGCUCACUAAUUUAUUUCCAGGAAGAUGUGUGGAAGACAUGAGCCGUGUAUAAUAUUUUUUUUUAACAUUUCCAUCGCAGUAUUGACCAUCAUCCUUGGUUGUGUAUCGUGUAACACAAAUAAUGAUAUUAAAAGCAUCAAACAA